Messenger RNA from Nanorana parkeri, 397 nucleotides. RefSeq names its product small cell adhesion glycoprotein homolog. The transcript is spliced from 4 exons. Lineage: Eukaryota; Metazoa; Chordata; Amphibia; Anura; Dicroglossidae. The coding region runs from base 102 to 383 and encodes 93 amino acids. The record is from RefSeq and is a predicted model, not a curated record.
CUUAUUGUGUGAGAGCUCCUGAACCUGUGCUGGGAGGACUGAGAACAUUGUGCAUUGCUAAGGGGUUAACCUCUGCAAAAGGACUGCCUUGCCUUUUUAAUAUGGAGCUUACAACUACAGCAGAUUUUGCCACAGACAGUUCUUCAGUUGUGAAGGCAACAGCAAGCUCUGCUGCGGACGGCCUUGAUACAUCAGUAAUCGCAGGUGUGAUUGCUGCUGUAGUCAUAACUGUCCUGGUUGUGCUGGCACUGAUUGCAGUCUAUUUGUACAAACACAAAGGCAGUUACCGUACCCAUGAGAUGAUAGAAGAGGGAGAGGCGGAUAAGGCUUUACAAGGGAAAACUGUUGAUCCCAGUGAGGAAAAGCAAGAAUACUUCAUGUGAUUUGCACCAAGUGC